GUGAAAAUAAUUGGAUAAUGAAACAAUGGAAAUUCAGCUAAUUUUAAGACAUAAAUAUAUGUAUUUAGACUUACAGAAGCAAUCCUAUUGAUUUUUCACACAAAUAUCCUCGUAAUACCGAUUUGUUUAAGCGCAUUACUAAUAUAUGAAGUACAUACAUACAUACAUAUCGUCACCUGAAAUGCAAAAUAACGUAUCAUCAAAAAAUUCGAAAUUGAGUGUCUUAUUGAUUAAGCUUCACUACUUCAAAUUACAUACAUAAUAUUACAUAUGUUCAACAUUUGCAGGUUCUGCGGUCAGAUAUAAACCAGUUUUAACUAAUAUUAAAACUUUGAUUCACUCAUGUUCCAUUUUAUUUCAUGUUUCAUUCAUGCCACUGUAAAUUUCCGAAAAUGUUGUUACGUUAUUUUGCAUUUCAGGUGACGAUAUGUAUGUAUGUAUACAGAUAUGUACGAGUACAAAUUGAAUUAAAUUAGGGUUUUUCUCAAUGUUUCUUAACGAAAUAUUCUUUCUUUUAGUUUCAAAUUUAUUGUUUCUUUGGGAGUAUUUAUGCAACAUUUUUGAGAUUUUUCUCCUUGUUUAGGUUUAUAAAUCAUGUCAUUUGUCAAUGAGCAAAAAGAUUGUGAAGAUACAAACAAAGAUCUUUCAGAACAGUUCAGACAUCAUGUGUCUGAACGAGUGAAAUUGUAUGAGGCUAGCAUGAAAGGAUCAGGUUCACCAGCUAAAAUAAACAUUAACAAAAACAACAAUAUUCGCCAUGUGGUGCCAGUAGGUGUAUUGAUUGUAUUUUUUACAUUGUAUUUAACAACAACAGCAAUUCAAUUCAAAUACUUGAGUUAUGGUAAUCCAGAAGAUGAGAAAAAUAGUGAUUUUGGUAAUACUUUAAAAGACCAAGAAAUGCAAACAGAGGAAACAACUAAACGAAUAAAAAUACUUGAAAAACUAUUGGAAUACAAAGACCUGUGCACUGAGUUAGAAGUUUUUACAAAGGAUUUGCGUUGGGUAAACGAGAUUAUCGAAAAAGAAAAUCAGUUAAAAGAAAUUGAUACUGCAUGUGAACAGAUAACUGAAGAAUCGGUUUUAAUAAACUUAAAUGUUGAGAAUGGUGAAAACCACGAUCAGAAAGAAUCAAAACAUAGAGACAUAGUUGAUUUACAACAUACUAAUAAAGAUAAAAGCGAAAUUCCGCCACAAAUCGAUGACAAAAAUGCUAAGAAUAAUAACAGCACGGUCAUCAACAAUAAUAAUAAAAAGGAUCAAUCAACGGCAAAAAAAUCAAACACUGCAGAACCCAUCAUCUAUAUGUUUGCAUUGGUGUUUAUAUAUUUGCUGUUAAAAGCCGCUUCAGACAUAAAUCAGCAUUACAAAUCGCAAAACAAAGGCGACAAAAGGUUACGACGUUGCUCCUUGCAAUCUUACGCUCAGACUCAUAAACAAGACCGUCGAGCUUCAAAAGACUCUUCAAGUAGCAAAUCAAAAAAAGAAUCACUAUUGGAAAUGCGAUCACAAUCCGUAGAUCGUUUCAAUGACACUACAAUGAAAAAAUCUGUAAUACUUUCCAAUUUACGGAAAUUCACAUCUUUCGACGAGCAUAAGCGCAUAGCAAAUAUACAAUGCAGAAUCCAUGGUCUACCAUUGCGGCCAUCGAGGGAAAAACAGAGUUGUGGUGAAAAUUCAUCUAAUCCUUUGGAAUACACUCCGCCAAAAAUCUCUGGCCGACGUUGCUCGGUGCCAAUUUCAUUAAGUUUCCAACGUCACAACGUAAAAGUCGUCGCUUUGCCGAUUUCGAAUCUGGCUCGUCGUACAUCUUUAUCCGGCGCACAUAUUGGUCUGGAAACUAAUUUGAUUGACCAUGGACAAGAUAUACCAUUUCAUGAAGUUAAACGACGUGUUCGGAUGAUAAAUCGCCACUAGAAACUAAAACGAUUCAAUUCCAAAA
Messenger RNA from Bactrocera neohumeralis, 1939 nucleotides. RefSeq lists its product as uncharacterized. The transcript has 4 exons. The record is from RefSeq and is a predicted model, not a curated record. Lineage: Eukaryota; Metazoa; Arthropoda; Insecta; Diptera; Tephritidae. The coding region runs from base 595 to 1914 and encodes 439 amino acids.